AAUGAGCACAAAUGUGUACGGAUGCAUAACCAGAUAUAAAACGUAAAUUUCAUAUCUUUGCAGCUAUAAUAAUGUUUCCUAAGAAGUGGCCCUAUGGAGUCUGGCCUGCCAGUGGAGAGAUUACCCUCACCGAAGCCAGGAGCAACGACAAGUAUGGUGAAUACAGCAACCAAUACGCAGGAACCACAAUGCACUGGGGACCUUUCAGGUCAUUCAACAUAUACAACUUGACAGAGGAGGAAUACAAGGCCAGUAAAGGUACCUUUGCCGACAGCUUCCAUGCUUGGAGAACGGACUGGACGAAGGACAAGAUGGAAAUCCACGUAGAUGACGUCCUCGUGAUGACAGUUGACCCCGGGACCAGCUUCUGGCAUUUCGGCGGCUUCGGUGACGACAUUGACAACAUCUGGAGUUCCGGGGGGAAAAUGGCACCUUUCGACCAAAAGUUCUACAUCAUCCUUGAUUUGGCCGUCGGAGGUGUCGGUGGGUUCUUCCCCGAUGACGUCCGUGGAGUAUCCAAGCCUUGGAACAACACCUCACCCACUCCUUACAAAGAUUUCUGAAAUGGCCGUGCAGACUGGCUUCCCACCUGGCAGCAUGGAGAGUCCAGAAUCAGCGAAAAGGCCGCCCUCCAGGUCGACUACGUGAAGGUCUGGAAAAUGGAGAGCGUGGAACAGUAGUUCUAAACCUUCUUCAUUUCUAAAGCUUUCCCUUCAGUAGAGUAAAGUUAUACAAAUAAUUCUUAGUGGGAAAUGUUAGCAAACUGAUGAACAAAUGAUUGCUGGAAAUCAUUCUACAAUAGAUGGUUCUGAAACCAAGCACUGGCAAGUUGCCUAUUUGUAAUAACCAAUAAGAUAUUGUUUUUAUUAUCUCACUGAUAAAAAUUAGAACUA
Molecule: messenger RNA, 893 nt
Organism: Macrobrachium nipponense
Lineage: Eukaryota; Metazoa; Arthropoda; Malacostraca; Decapoda; Palaemonidae
Product: beta-1,3-glucan-binding protein-like
Exons: 6
Coding region: 72-563 (163 amino acids)
Biological process (GO): carbohydrate metabolic process
Molecular function (GO): hydrolase activity, hydrolyzing O-glycosyl compounds
Source: RefSeq, a predicted model, not a curated record